Messenger RNA from Penicillium cinerascens, 1416 nucleotides. Its product is annotated as Zn(II)2Cys6 transcription factor. The coding region runs from base 1 to 1416 and encodes 471 amino acids. Lineage: Eukaryota; Fungi; Ascomycota; Eurotiomycetes; Eurotiales; Aspergillaceae. The record is from RefSeq and is a predicted model, not a curated record. Gene Ontology annotation, molecular function: zinc ion binding; DNA-binding transcription factor activity, RNA polymerase II-specific. Gene Ontology annotation, biological process: regulation of DNA-templated transcription. The transcript has 4 exons.
AUGGUUGGUGUGCCUCGCAGCAGUGGCUGCACUACUUGUGUGAAACGCCGGGUCAAGUGUGAUGAAAGAGUUCCUGGUUGUGCCAAAUGUGAGAAAUAUGGAAAGCCAUGUCCGGGAUACGACAGAGGCUUUAAAUUCAUCACCGGCAAACCAUACCGGAGUCGGCGGGCCCGCCCCGAUGGCAGUGGCAGCACAGAGGGAAAGCACUCGGACUCUACGAGUUCAAGUGCAGGAAGUGACAACCAAUCCUCAUGUCAGGAAGUCAUUCAGACAGAGUUGCCAUAUACACUCAUAUCUGCGGACCUGAAUGUCUUGCAGAGUUUGGGCUCUCUCAUUGUGGACUUUUCUCAGCCAAUGUCCACCAACCAACUUAGUGUUUCCCAUUGGUUUCGCUUCCUUCCAUCUAUCUACGGCCAGAAUCGGACGUUGGAUGCUACCAUCAGGUCAUUUGUGGCACACCAUUAUGGCAAAUCCUUCCAGGAUGACCAGAUGGUUGUUUAUGCAAGAUCCGCAUACGGGGAAGCCCUGCGUCGACUUCGCAAGGCACUGACAAGCCCUUCAGAAUCCUUUUCCACCUACAUUUUCUGUGCGGUUGUGCUCCUCUGCAUAUACGAGCUCUUUACAGAUAACGAGAACCCGGAGACUUGGAUGAAACACGCAAAGGGACUCGGCCAAUUGAUCAAGAUCAGGGGUCCCGACCGAUAUCGCAAUCAGCUCGAUAUUGUAUUACUCAAGGCCUCUCGCGGAUUGGUGGUCAUGCAUUCAAUGUUCUCUGGCGAACCAUGCUUUUUGGCUUCCGAAGAAUGGCACCACAUGAUGCAACAACAAUACACAGCAGACCUGCCCACCGAUCUCCACAACAGCAUAGAGCAAUUUUUUGCCUUUUUCACUUACGCACCUAGCCUCGUGCACAAGUUCUACAGCUUGAAAGAGGCAGACUUGUCAACCCCAGAGGCACAACAGACCAUAUCAGCUACUCUCACACAAGCCCUUGAUAUGCAGAGCAAGUUGGCUGUCUGGUAUGAGCAAUACUCUCUAAUUACCCCACCCCCAGUCGAAAUUCCCUCGCCGACGGAUGACGAAUUGUACCCUUCCGUCCUGGUAUACGAGGAUAUGAUCCAUGCAACGGUAUAUUGCGGUUACUGCUCAUAUAUGGCGAUAAUCCACGAGGUCCUAAAAACGUUUGGCUGCCCCGGUCCGCAAGCGUCCAUGGUGGUUUACUUUUGCGAUCAAAUUUGCAAGUCGGUCGAGUAUAGCGGCGCUGGCGUUCUCGGCCCAUUCCGAUUGGGCUUCCCCUUACGGGUGGCAUACGAAGUCAGCGACCGCCCGAUAAGAUCAUGGAUCCUAACACGACUGGAGGGAUUUUCAAAGACGUACGCUGCCGCCCAACCAAAGAAUUUUGAGGCCAUUCCGUGA